CCCAAACGACAACCCUAUUUCUGCAUAUCCGUUACAAAAUGUCUUCGCAUUGUCACACCUCACCUUGUGGAGUUCCUGACGAUGUGAUGAUGGCGCAGACGAUUACCUAUUGUUGUGAACGCGACCCCUGUUUUGUCACCUUGGCAGGGGCCUCUAAUUGACCAUCGAAUAUAGGUGCUGUAUCACGGCUGCAACAUCAUUUUCUACAAAGAGUUUCGGUUUAGCACAGUUCUCUAAGCAGACGUGUGGAAUAUGGACAUCAGAACUUUGAGGAAGAUUUAUCUAUACAUAUUAGUGCUCUUUCUGCCAUUUUGUGCUGGAACUCACCAAGCAUUUUACUACCACAAUGACCAGUAUCCAAUUCGAAGUCCUUACGUAGACGACAGCAGGUCUUUCAUGCAUCAACUUCACUUUCCUGAGGAACUCCGCAAUCAUCCCCUGUGGGAUUCUUUUUGGGAUGUCUACAACUACGACGGUCCUCAUCAACAAAGUGGCGCUCCCGCCAUUCAAACUUUCAGCUUCGAAGAUCAACCAAGGAAUGAGUACCAGAUACCACGCAGAGAUAGGCAUAGAUCUCUGCCAGACCCUGGAGCAAUCAGAGACGAAGCUUACCAGAGAUACAAAGACUAUUUCUUCGGGAGAUUUGGAUCGAAUUUCUUAGAGUGAAAUUCAAAUUGUCAAGGCGAAAUUUGUACAUAACUGUAUACAUAAUAAAUUUAUA
Molecule: messenger RNA, 721 nt
Organism: Uloborus diversus
Lineage: Eukaryota; Metazoa; Arthropoda; Arachnida; Araneae; Uloboridae
Exons: 2
Coding region: 253-666 (137 amino acids)
Source: RefSeq, a predicted model, not a curated record